AUGGCUCCGAUACCUAUACCGACCUUCCUCUCCUCUCCACCAGUUUGGAUCACCGCUCCACUCCACCUCCGCACUGAACCGCAAACACAACAUCAACAAUCAUCCCACCAGUUCGCAACCGUCAAUUCCACCACUUCCCCCCUUCACUCCCGCUCCCACCCCGACCCAGACACAAACAUCUACUCCAUCCCUUCCAGCUAUGGUCGCCUAAACGACGGCCCCUCCCCAGGCACAGUAGCCGGGAUCAUCCUCGGCAGCGUAGCGGGCUUCAUCUUCCUCCUCUACCUCCUCUUCCUGGCAAUCAGCUCCGGCCGAAACCGCAGCGGCGUCGUGGGCGAGGAAGAGCGCGUCGAGGUCCGUCGGACGCCGUCCUCGCGUCGUCGUCGCGGCGGAGGCAGCGGGAGUGGAGGGAGUCGCCGCACGCCUGGCAACUCGGAUAUCGUGGAGGUGUUUGAGGAGCAGUCGCAGUCGUCGCGGUCACGGCCGCGCUCGCGACAUGACCAUGUUGUUGUUGAGGAGUCGGUUAUGUCGCGGUCGAGGACGGAUGAUGAUGAUGUUGUUGAGGUGGAGGAGGAGCAUUCGUCUGUUGGGCGGCCGCCGCCGAGACGACAUCGGAGGGGGUCGUAUCGGAGUGUUGAUCCGUAUGAAUAUGGGAGUUCGAUUGAUGGGAGUCGGUAUUGA
Aspergillus wentii DTO 134E9 is the source of this 681-nucleotide messenger RNA. RefSeq lists its product as uncharacterized. The coding region runs from base 1 to 681 and encodes 226 amino acids. The transcript has a single exon. The record is from RefSeq and is a predicted model, not a curated record. NCBI's taxonomy places the organism in Eukaryota, Fungi, Ascomycota, Eurotiomycetes, Eurotiales, Aspergillaceae.